Molecule: messenger RNA, 1554 nt
Organism: Prunus armeniaca (apricot)
Lineage: Eukaryota; Viridiplantae; Streptophyta; Magnoliopsida; Rosales; Rosaceae
Source: the annotation of a GenBank genome assembly
AUGGAAACCAGAGCUGCAAAGAAAAGAAGGCUGAUUGAGGAAGAAAACAAACCCAACGGACGAGGCAGGGACAGGUUGAGCGAUCUUCCAGAUGAUAUAGCGCACCACAUACUCUCCUUCUUACCUACCAAAUCUGUUGCAAGAACAAGUGCUUUAUCUCAAAAAUGGAGAUAUCUAUGGGCUUCUUUUCCUAUCCUCGACUUCUACGAGCUUUCUCAUGGUUGGAUGAUUAAGGAGUCUAAGGCGAGGGAAGAUUAUGAUGAACAAGUUAAAAGAAUAGUAUCUUCAGUAUUGUCUCAUCGCCAUGAAAACUCUAAUAUAAAGUUUUUUCGUUUGGAGGGUUAUCUGAAAACUCAAUGGUUUCAUGAUUGGAUCCCUUUGCUGGUGAAGCACAGGGUUCAAGAACUUGUUCUCCAUAUUUGGUUCGGUCCCCACGCGUUUGAUUUGCCUUCUGUAUUGGAGUGUGAUUCACUGAGGAGUCUCACAUUGACAGGCAGUUUUAGAUAUGAACCCAGAACUCCAAGAAAUCUAUACCGAUGGCAGCAUCCGUUUUGGUUUUCUUAUGUUAAGGGUACCAGCGGUCUCCGCAAGCUUCACACUUUGUCUCUAACUGGCGUGGAUUUCUCGGAUGGUGAUUUAUUUUCAGAUUCUUCAUUCCCUUUCCUUGAGAAAUUGACUAUAUGCUCUUGUGUUGGAAAGCCUCAUCUCGAAAUUUGUUGUCCAAACCUUAAAGAUCUACAAGUUUUCAGUGUCAGCAAGUUGAAUAGCGUGGACAUAUCUGGAAUGAGACUAGAGACUUUGAAAUUAACCCAGUGUUUCGGAGAAUGCUGUGUUAACAUUUUUGCUCCCAAUCUACAAACUUUUUAUUGGUCAUGUAACUACUUUUCUGGGAAAUGUUUGAUCCAGAGCUUUCCGAUCCUCCGGAAAGCUGACAUAAAUUAUCCGCUCACUGUCAAAGGAAUUAAGAUUCAUAGUACAGUAAAUCUUUUUUCCGCAAUAUCCCAAGUUCAAAACCUUAGGCUAUCCUUCGAAAUUUUUGAGAUUUUAUCAAAAAGAUAUUUUGAAUUCGGUGGUCUGCCAUAUUCAUUUAUAAACCUCAAGAGCUUACAAAUUGAUACAAGUUGGAGCAAAUCUCACAUCCCAGGUAUAGCAUGCUUAUUCAAGAGCUCUCCAGUAGUCCACACUCUUGGAAUUGAGAUAAUAAAGUCUUAUUGUGCGCCAGGCAAUAAUAAAUGGAACAUCAAUUUGUUGGACAAUGGCCACUGCACUGAAGAGCAAUUCUGGGAUGCUCAAGCUCAAACUCUAAGUCCCUUCCUAUGCCACCUGAAGGUGGUGAAGAUUAGGGUUUUCCAAAAGAUGGCGCAUGAGGGUGUGAUUAGCAUAGCAAGGUUCUUGCUUGAACAUGGAAAGAACUUGCAGGAAAUGAUUAUUAUUACUCCGAAGUACUACAAAGCCUCUGAUGUAGCAGCUUGGAAGGAUAAGAUUGGUAUAAUAGAGGGACUCUCUCGGGGAUCAACUGAUGUCAAAACCUCAUACUUAACUGCUGAUAUGUAG